Messenger RNA from Penicillium bovifimosum, 1191 nucleotides. RefSeq names its product ribonucleotide-diphosphate reductase subunit RNR2. The record is from RefSeq and is a predicted model, not a curated record. Gene Ontology annotation, biological process: deoxyribonucleotide biosynthetic process. Gene Ontology annotation, molecular function: oxidoreductase activity. The coding region runs from base 1 to 1191 and encodes 396 amino acids. The transcript has 4 exons. NCBI's taxonomy places the organism in Eukaryota, Fungi, Ascomycota, Eurotiomycetes, Eurotiales, Aspergillaceae.
AUGGCUGCUCAACUCACUCCCUCAAAGCAGGCUGCUUCCUCCCUCGAGAACCUCAAGAUGAGUGACUCACCCGCCAAGAAGCUCGACUUCCAGUCGGUUGGCAAGGAGAACGCGUCUCUCAAGCCCGUCGACGCCACCGAGAAGACCGCGGAGCCUAAGCGUGCUCUUACUCCCAAGGAGCUGGAGGCUACUGAGCCCCUCCUCCAGGAGAACCCCCACCGCUUCGUCAUGUUCCCCAUCAAGUACCACGAGAUCUGGCAAAUGUACAAGAAGGCCGAGGCUUCCUUCUGGACCGCUGAGGAGAUUGAUCUCUCCAAGGAUCUCCACGAUUGGCACAACCGUCUCAACGAUGAUGAGCGCUACUUCAUCUCCCACGUCCUUGCCUUCUUCGCUGCCUCCGAUGGUAUCGUCAACGAGAACCUUGUCGAGCGUUUCAGUGGAGAGGUCCAGAUCCCCGAGGCUCGUUGCUUCUACGGCUUCCAGAUUAUGAUGGAGAACAUCCACUCCGAGACCUACUCUCUGCUCAUCGAUACCUACAUCAAGGAGCCCAAGCAGCGUACAUACCUCUUCGACGCUAUUGAUACCAUUCCCUGCAUUGCUAAGAAGGCCGAAUGGGCCAUCCGCUGGAUCAACGACCGCGAGUCAACCUUUGCCUCGCGUCUGGUCGCCUUCGCCGCCGUUGAGGGCAUCUUCUUCUCUGGCUCGUUCGCCUCCAUCUUCUGGCUGAAGAAGCGUGGUCUGAUGCCCGGUCUCACCUUCUCCAACGAGCUCAUCUCUCGUGACGAGGGUCUCCACACUGAUUUCGCCUGUCUGCUGUUCUCCCACAUGAACCACCGUCCCGACGCCAAGCUUGUUGAGGCCAUCAUCAUUGAGGCUGUCGACAUUGAGAAGGAGUUCCUGACUGACGCUCUCCCCUGCGGUCUGCUCGGCAUGAACGCCACUCUGAUGUGCCAGUACAUUGAGUUCGUCGCUGACCGUCUGCUCGUGGCUCUCGGCAACAAGAAGUACUACAACGCCACCAAUCCCUUCGACUUCAUGGAGUCCAUCUCCCUGGCUGGAAAGACCAACUUCUUCGAGAAGCGCGUCGGUGACUACCAAAAGGCUGGUGUCAUGGCCAGCACCAAGCAGGAGGUCAACGCCGAGGGCGAGAAGGUCCCCAGCAGUGGCCUCAACUUCGAUGAGGAUUUCUAG